CUGGCGUUCCCCGGCGGGAGGGCGCGGCGUCAACCGCGCCGAGAGCUGCCGCGAGCGGGACGUGCCCCGGCGCGGGAAGCACCGCAACGCGAGCGACCCCAACAGGCUCACCGCACACAACAACCAGUGA
Messenger RNA from Arctia plantaginis, 130 nucleotides. Lineage: Eukaryota; Metazoa; Arthropoda; Insecta; Lepidoptera; Erebidae. The record is from the annotation of a GenBank genome assembly.